Alosa alosa (allis shad) is the source of this 1421-nucleotide messenger RNA. Its product is annotated as spermatogenesis-associated protein 48. The record is from RefSeq and is a predicted model, not a curated record. The transcript is spliced from 9 exons. Bases 138 to 1361 code for a protein of 407 amino acids. NCBI's taxonomy places the organism in Eukaryota, Metazoa, Chordata, Actinopteri, Clupeiformes, Clupeidae.
UUAGCAUACAUCAUGUCAGUUGCAAUCCAGUCACACUCCAGUAAAGGAUUAAACAAGGGUGAGGCAUGUUUGAAGGCAAUUAGCUAACUUUAUAAAGGUUAUUUUUGGCAUUGACAAGUGCCCUCCUGGCUCCAAAAAUGUCCGCCUCUAUGGAGCCCCACAGAAUUCGACUCAUUAUGAGACCUAAUCAGAGCCAAAUUGGGGUGGACAAAUGGUUACAUAAACAGAUCAAUCUGCCGUGCGAGAGGGGUCCCGAAGGAAGGUACGAAUUCGAUAGCCUGAAAGAAAAAGCACUCCACGGUUUUACAAAAUUCAAUCCGCAAGCCCAGCCACCGGCGGAGAACGCUGCCUUGGCACCGUUCCGAGAUGAGGUGUUACUAAUUGACCCAUGCUCAGGACAGCUGAGUGCAGGCGCAGAAGUGAAUCUUGGAAACAAAAGAUGCCGCAAGUUUAUAGGCAGAGUAAACACUCCGUCUGACUUGUGGGUUCCAACUGGCUCAAGAGACAGACCGCAGACACCACCACAAAGGCCAUCGGCUGUGGUCUGUGACUCAGCCGAACACAGCUCAUGGAAUUCCAGAACCCUGUCUGACGCAGCAGUGCGGGCGGGCUUAGGAGGUUGGACAAGUGCUGAGAGAGUGAAAACUGCUGCUCCUAAAAUUCCAGGCUCAGUGAAGUUAUUUAGUUUUUUUCUGGAAAAGGAUGACUCAAAUUCGAAGCCAUACUCUGUUAUCUCACCGCAGUCUGUGAAUGAGGCAGCUCAGCACUGCAUUUACACAUCAGUGGCUCAAAGAGGCUAUGAGGAUGUUGCUUGGGAUACUAAGUUGCCUCCGCGGCUCAAACCUCCUUCAACCACUUGGGAGAAAAUGGCAGACCGUGUGGAUCAGCGUUUCACCGUGAGAAGAUACCACACCAGGCCUGAGCUGUGGCAGGCUGUCGGCCCCCAUUGGAACAGAUAUCAACUCCGUUCCAGAAAUGAAGUGAGGAAGCCAAUCACAUUUACCAGCCCAUGUCCAAAGUCAGGCCAGAUCCCUUUGUACUGUGACACAGUUGGAUCAGAAAACAUGGACAAUGUAGACAUUGUUGGGAAGGACUUUACCCCUUUGACCAUGCUGCGUAAACCAAUGCCUCCGUACACCCCCACUGCACAUCGACUCACCAUCCCAGGUUACACUGGUAAAGCCCAUUAUGACACGGCCAGCCUGCCUGCUCUGCCCCACACUGCUCCGGCCCUGGGGGGUAGCCGUCAGAGCUACCUGGCCUUUGGCCACACUGGCCCGCUGUCCAGGAUGGUGACCAGAGUUCCACCCCAGAACCCUUUCCUCCAACCAAGCCCUCCAGCAUUCCCCAUCUCUACUUAGAGAGAAAGCGUACACACACACACACACACACACACAGAAGACACACUACACAGAGUAAUA